CUGGCUGCGGGUCAUUGCUGAGCUUCUCAGUCUAGGGUUUCCUUCACCUUCGACCUUCGAGCCGGGGCCACCAGGGCCAGCAGAUCCAGCACAUUGCCUGGCGCAGCCAAUCUUCUUCCAUGCAGAGCCUGCAAGAGCUCGAUCAGACAACGCUCAGUGUCAUACCUCACCCCAUCCGAUAUUCCUCCUGGAGCCCUCCAGAGCGUCGAAAGAGACAGAAGAGACGGGAGGGUGACAGUUGCAAUGCCGGAGAUUCUUCCAACCUCAUAUCUCCCUUAUUGAAGCCACUUCCACCUCGACCAUCACUUUCUCCUGCCCGUCCUGAGCCUCCAGCGACGACAAGACAACAAGAGACCAGGGGACAUAUGACGAACCUGUUCGAACCGGGAUUGCCUUCCGAAUUAACCCACGGUUCCAGUCAGACGCAAGACCUCUAAAUCAACCCCUCCCUCCACCUUGCGCCUUCUGAACGCCGGCUUUUUUCGUGUGCGUGUGCGACAUCAUAGCUUGAGCCUUGUGCCUGAUCGCGUCAAAAAGUGCGACAACUUCUACGAAGCACUUUCUCCUUCUUCCUAUAUGUUCUAGUACACACUCUCUUUCUGCAAUCCAGUUCAGCAGUGCUACCAUGGUCACCCAUACGGCUUCACCCAGUCAAGUUCUUCGUUCAGACAAUGAUCCUCCCGGCCAUAGACCAGAGUUGACAAGCGAACCAGAGAAGAUAUCGUCGGAACCAGAACGGCCAACGACUUCUUAUUUCUCUCUGCCUCAAAGACAGUCCACCAAUGAGUCCGCAGCUUCAGAAUCACCGGCAGAGGUCGCAAAGGGAGCAAGGUCUGGAAAGGAGUUACUGCGCCGGCUCAGCCUUGUUGAUUCCAGAGGCGCCGAGGCCUUGGAGGUCGACCCUCGAACAGCUUAUCCUGGUUUGCGGCUGAGUGGGAAUGUCAUCAGUGCCACUUUUUGCAUUCCGUAUCAACUGACACACGGAGGGAAUGGUGAAUGGGAGCUAUCCAACCGACGCGGCACUUCUGCAUUGUUCGACUCAUUCGCCCAUCUCUCCUCGGAUAAGACCCCCUGGAACCACACCUUGGUCGGAUGGACGGGUGAGAUCCGCACGCAACAACAAGCAAGAGCUAUCAGCAUCUUGCAGUCCGACGCGGCCGCAGCAAUCGCGGCCGCGAAAGCUCCCCACCCCAUCAACAAGUCUGCCGCACCCUAUCCAGUGAAUGGUGCCACACCAAACACUCACGUUCCUCAUCCUGACCAUCUGAGAAUACCUCGUUCUGACCGCACUCGUCUGGAGAAAAUCCUGGCGCAACAUCCAAAUGGCAAAGUUCUUCCUGUGUGGCUACCCGAGGGCCAAGGAGAUGAGGAUGGCGAAUUCAUCUUCAAGGACCAAAGCCGGUGGCGGAAAUAUGCAGAGCACGAGCUCUACACUCUUUUCCACUACCGACACCAUGGUCCCGAUGAUGGCCGAGCCGAGAAGACUUCGUGGGCGGAUUAUGUGCAGAUGAACCAGUGCUUUGCCGACCGAAUUUUGCACAUAUAUCAGCCUGGGGACAUUGUCUGGAUCCACGACUACCAUUUAAUGUUGCUACCGAGCAUGCUGCGUCAACGCAUCCCCAAUAUCUACAUUGGGUUUUUCCUGCACAUCCCUUUCCCUAGUAGCGAAUACAUGCGAUGUCUGCCCCGAAGAAAAGACAUCUUAACUGGGGCUCUCGGUGCGACAAUGAUCGGCUUCCAGUCAUACAGCUUCUCUCGACAUUUCAACUCCUGCUGCAAACGCAUCCUGGGCUUCGAGUCGAGUUCGGCGGGCGUGGAUGCAUAUGGGGCUCACGUUGCUGUGGACGUGUUUCCCAUCGGCAUCGAUGUGGCAGCGGUGCAGAAAACAGCUUUUGGCGAUCCUGUAAUAGAGCAAAACAUGAAAGCCUUGAAGAAAAUGUACGCCGGCAAGAAGAUUGUUGUUGGUCGUGAUAGACUCGACACCGUCCGAGGGGUAUCGCAAAAGCUGAUGGCGUUUGAGAUCUUCUUGGAACGAUAUCCGGAAUGGCGCGACAAGGUGGUACUCAUUCAGGUGACCAGUCCUACGAGCGUGAUGGAAGAGAAGGUGGACGGCGCACACAAGAUUGAACACAAAAUCUCAAAUCUGGUCUCCAGGAUAAAUGGCCAAUACGGGUCGUUGAGCCAUUCCCCAGUCCAACACUACCCGCAAUAUCUCUCGUCGCAAGAAUAUUUUGCUCUUCUCCGGAUUGCCGAUGUGGGACUUAUCACCAGUGUCAGGGACGGUAUGAACACGACGAGUCUGGAAUAUGUCAUCUGCCAGAAAAACAAUCACGGACCGUUGAUUCUGUCAGAGUUUUCUGGGACUGCAGCCAGCCUGAGCAAUGCCAUCCACAUCAAUCCAUGGGACCUGGGCGGUGUGGCCGACGCACUAAAGCAGGCACUUGAGAUGCCCGAAGCUCAAAAGAAGAGCAAUCACGAGAAACUCUACAACUACGUGACAACACACAAUGUAGCGACCUGGUCGAACAGUUUCCUCAAACGCUUGCUUACCAACCUCACCUCGUUCACUCAAAGCGAUCUUACGCCCGCGCUGGACCGCAAUCGUAUGAUUCAGCAAUACCACGCUGCAAAGAAACGGCUCUUCAUGUUCGACUAUGAUGGCACACUCACGCCAAUCGUGAAAGACCCCAACGCGGCAAUUCCGUCUGACCGAGUCAUCCGUACCCUCAAGGCCCUUGCAGCCGACCCACGCAACAAUGUCUGGAUAAUCAGUGGCCGCGAUGCGUCCUUCCUCGAAGAAUGGAUGGGUCACAUUACUGAAUUGGGCUUGAGUGCUGAACACGGCUGUUUCCUACGACGGCCUGGGUCGGAGACAUGGGAGAACCUUGCUGCGGCCAUGGACAUGGGGUGGCAGAAGGAAGUUAUGGACGUAUUCUCUUACUACACAGAACGUACUCAGGGGUCGUGGAUCGAGAAGAAACGGGUUGCAUUGACAUGGCACUAUCGACAGGCUGACCCUGAUUUCGGUGCUUUCCAGGCAAGGGAGUGUCGAAAAGCGUUGGAGGAGAAUGUUAUGAAGCAUUGGGAUGUUGAAGUCAUGAGUGGGAAGGCCAACUUGGAGGUGAGGCCGCAGUUUGUGAACAAAGGCUUCAUUGCAACAAGGUUGAUUAAUGAAUACGGAUACGCGAGGGGUGAACCACCGGAGUUUGUGUUGUGUUUGGGGGAUGAUCAGACCGACGAAGAUAUGUUCCGCGCCCUCCUCAAGACGGAUCUUCCCAAAGAACAUGUCUUUGCGUGUACUGUGGGCGCCAGCAGUAAACGCACCCUGGCGACAUGGCACUUACUUGAGCCGAGCGAUGUCAUUGCAACAAUCGCGGCUUUGAACAAGGCAGAGAACUUGUAGCCUCCAAAGGCGCGGGGCGGGGCUAUGACUGGGUAUCUCUGUUCACAUAUCUGUUCACAUAAACGAUCAAUGCCACGACAGGAUACGUCGUCAGGCGAUCACUGCAGCGGCGACUCUUCUCGGGCGCAGGGAGGUUGAUGUGCGACAGGCAUGCCUUGGAAACCCAGGACACCAAGACAAAGACGACAAGUUACAUUGGAAAAAGAGCGCUUUAUGUGCUGAUUGAUAUGACCACGGACAAAGAGAGAACACAGAAUAGGUCACGGUGGUAGAACUUUGCUGUUGUUGCGACUCGGGCUUUAUAGACCUAGCUCUUGAAACUUAUUUCACGUCCC
Messenger RNA from Cladophialophora immunda, 3738 nucleotides. Its product is annotated as trehalose-phosphatase. The transcript is spliced from 3 exons. Lineage: Eukaryota; Fungi; Ascomycota; Eurotiomycetes; Chaetothyriales; Herpotrichiellaceae. The coding region runs from base 626 to 3403 and encodes 925 amino acids. Gene Ontology annotation, cellular component: alpha,alpha-trehalose-phosphate synthase complex (UDP-forming); cytosol. Gene Ontology annotation, molecular function: catalytic activity. The record is from RefSeq and is a predicted model, not a curated record. Gene Ontology annotation, biological process: trehalose biosynthetic process; fungal-type cell wall organization; cellular response to heat.